Etheostoma spectabile (orangethroat darter) is the source of this 1457-nucleotide messenger RNA. It is a transcript of the gene abhd17b, whose product is annotated as abhydrolase domain containing 17B, depalmitoylase. The coding region runs from base 558 to 1424 and encodes 288 amino acids. The transcript has 4 exons. Gene Ontology annotation, biological process: regulation of postsynapse organization; protein depalmitoylation. Lineage: Eukaryota; Metazoa; Chordata; Actinopteri; Perciformes; Percidae. Gene Ontology annotation, cellular component: plasma membrane; endosome membrane. The record is from RefSeq and is a predicted model, not a curated record. Gene Ontology annotation, molecular function: palmitoyl-(protein) hydrolase activity.
UUGGCGCGCUCGUUUCCUCAACCUCUUUUCUAUUGGUCCGUAGUGCCAUCAAUCACGUCCCCCCUCCUUCAUCAAGAAGCAGAGUGAUUUUUAACGAAAGCGGGGAUGUUUCGGAGGCAAGCGGCGGAACAGUGAAGUGAUUUCCAAGCCACCACGGAUGUGGGGAAAUAAUUAAGUUAAUUUUUUACCUUUAAUUGAAUGUACCCAUGUCGCUAUUAAGCUGUAUCGCCUUGGACAUUUUGAAUGAAGCGACCUCGUUGUCAUUCAGGACUACAUGUUGACGAAAAACCGAGCGGAGAAAAAAAACCAAACACGACGAUUUUCGGAGGUCUGGACCCGGAGGACGACGCUGACAUCUUCAACAAAAAAGCCUAGCUAGGACACGGAACCGGGGAUAAGCUGUCCGAGGAUAACCUUGUCAAUCUCCUGGCGUCGAGGAGAAGAUAACUUGGCUGGCUUGGUGCGAAGAUAACACCUAAAUACGGCGAAGACUGUCAGUUAAAAAUAGGAGGAUAACAAAAACGAGCGCCAACGGCCGCGCGUGCAGUGUUUUGAGGAUGAACCACCUAUCCCUCAGCGAGCUAUGUUGCCUGUUCUGCUGCCCGCCGUGCCCCAGUAAGAUCGCGUCUAAGCUGGCCUUCCUGCCGCCCGAGCCCACCUACAGCCUCAUCUCCGACGACAGCGGCAGCCGCUGGACGCUGCACCUCACCGAGCGCGCCGACUGGCAGUACUCGUCCCGCGAGAAGGACGCCAUCGAGUGUUUCAUGACCCGCACCACGAGAGGGAACCGCAUCGCCUGCAUGUUCGUGCGCUGCUCGCCCAGCGCCCGCUACACGCUGCUGUUCUCCCACGGCAACGCCGUGGACUUGGGCCAGAUGAGCAGCUUCUACAUCGGCCUGGGCUCGCGCAUCAACUGCAACGUCUUCUCCUACGACUACUCGGGCUACGGCGCCAGCUCUGGGAAACCCUCGGAGAAGAACAUGUACGCCGACGUGGACGCCGCCUGGCAGGCGCUCCGCUCACGGUACGGCAUCCGGCCGGAGAACGUGAUUGUGUACGGGCAGAGCAUCGGCACCGUGCCGUCGGUGGACCUGGCGUCGCGCUACGAGAGCGCCGCGGUCAUCCUCCACUCGCCCCUCACCUCCGGCAUGAGGGUGGCCUUCCCCGAAACCAAGAAGACCUACUGCUUCGACGCCUUCCCGAACAUUGACAAGAUAUCCAAGGUGACGUCGCCGGUCCUGGUGAUCCACGGCACGGAGGACGAGGUGAUCGACUUCUCCCACGGCCUGGCGCUGUACGAGCGCUGCCAGCGCCCCGUGGAGCCGCUGUGGGUGGAGGGCGCCGGGCACAACGACGUGGAGCUCUACGGACAAUACCUGGAGAGACUCAAACAGUUUGUUGCACACGAGCUGGUCAACCUGUAGAGGAGCUGGGGGGGCGGGGGAGGGGGGGGGGAA